This is a messenger RNA of Frankliniella occidentalis (western flower thrips), 1317 nucleotides long. RefSeq names its product tryptophan--tRNA ligase, mitochondrial (gene TrpRS-m). The record is from RefSeq and is a predicted model, not a curated record. Gene Ontology annotation, molecular function: ATP binding; tryptophan-tRNA ligase activity. Lineage: Eukaryota; Metazoa; Arthropoda; Insecta; Thysanoptera; Thripidae. The transcript is spliced from 8 exons. Gene Ontology annotation, biological process: mitochondrial tryptophanyl-tRNA aminoacylation. Gene Ontology annotation, cellular component: mitochondrion; mitochondrial matrix. The coding region runs from base 104 to 1237 and encodes 377 amino acids.
AGAGAAAACAAAGAAAGCAAUUUCCAAACAUGGCGUCCGGUGAAGAGUGUUCAUUGAAAUUUGAAUGACGUUUCCUUGUCUCUUGCUUACAAACUUCUGAAAUAUGCGUGCUGCACGGACAAUUUUUAACAAUUUUAAUAGCCUGUUACCAGCUAGCACAAGUUCUUACAGUGUCAAGGCGACAGAGGUUGUGAAGUCCACUCCUUACCCUCGUCGAAUUCUCUCUGGAAUUCAGCCAACCGGUUCACUUCACUUAGGAAACUUUUUGGGUGCUGUUCAGAAAUGGGUGGAACUUCAAAAUUCAGGCGAAGAUGCAUUUUACAGCAUUGCCGACCUGCAUGCCAUAACAGUACCACAGGACCCAAAAGUUCUGCAGAAUGGAAUAUUUGAAAUGACUGCUAGCCUUUUAGCAUGUGGCAUUGACCCAGAGAAGUGUGUUCUCUUCCAGCAGUCCAAGGUUCAGUACCAUACCCAAUUAUGCUGGGUUCUUGCAAGCUUAACAACAAUGGCAAAGUUAGGUCAACAAGCACAACUUAGAGAAAAACGAAAUAUUAUUCAAGAAUUAUCAACUGCACUGUAUCUGUACCCUGUGUUGCAAGCAGCUGAUAUUCUCCUUUACAAAGCAACUCUUGUUCCAGUUGGUGAAGACCAGAUUUCUCACCUUAAUUUAGCAUCCUUUUUAGCAAAAACCUUUAACAAACGCUUUGGAAAUACUUUUCCAGAACCACAGGCAUUUAUUAAUGAGGAUAGUAGUCGCCGUCUUAAAAGUUUAAGGAAUCCUCUGAGCAAAAUGUCUAAAUCAGAUAAAGAUCCCCGGAGCCGUAUCAAUCUAUUUGAUUCGCCAGAAGACAUACUUUUGAAGUGCAAAAAAGCUGUAACAGAUAGCAUAUCUGCAGUAGAAUAUGAACCAGAAAAGAGACCUGGCAUUUCUAAUCUAGUUGUCAUACAUUCCUCUCUUACUGGCAGACCAAUCGACACCAUCUGCCAGGAAGUGGUUGGAAUGCAAUCUGGAGAUUACAAAAUCGCAAUGGCGAAUGAAAUAAUUGAAGUACUUCGCCCUCUCAGAGAAAGAUUUAAUCAACUGAUUAAUGAACCUGCGUAUCUAGAGAAUGUACUGAAAGUUGGAGCCUUGCGUGCUGAAGCUCAGGCUCAGGAAACCUGGCAGGAUGUCAGCCGAAAAAUUGGUAUUGGAAGGAACCAAUUAGCAGAAUCUGACCUUGCCACCUGUAAAAACUGAUUCAUAGGGAACCUUUAUAAAAUUCUUUAAUUCAACAUACCUUGGUUUAAAUCAUUGCAGAAUAAAAAGAAUAUUGCGUU